UAGUGGAACCAUAGUAUUUUUCGAGACAACUCAUAGGGUUUGAAACUUCUAGGGUCCGCCCAUUCAUGUGUGUUUGAAAGAGAUAAAGUAGAACAAAGACACUCUCCAACGUUCCCAUUUCUCUCUCUCUAUUUUUGAAAUUUUCCUUUCAUUUCCUAUCGGUUAUAAUAGUUCAAUUUGCAGAUCCUUCCUCGCGAAACCCUGUUCUCUGAUUUGCUAAUGCGAUCCAUUUCGAUCUUCUCUAUCUUGCUAAGUUCUGUGCAGGAGGGGUUUGUUCCUGUGGCUCUUUGGAACGGAUUAUAAUGAUUUGGAGGACCAAGUUUGAAAAGAGUUGCAAUCCAUUGAGAAUAUGGACAGUGACCGGAGCGUGUCUGCUCCAUCUCAUGGGCAAGUUGACGGCACUCAGAGAGUUAAAGCAUUACAUGGGAGGACUACUGGCCCUACAAGGCGUUCUACAAAAGGGCAAUGGACACUAGAGGAGGAUGACAUCUUACGGAAGGCAGUUGAGAAAUUUAAGGGAAAGAAUUGGAAAAAAAUUGCGGAAUGUUUCAAGGAUAGGACUGAUGUGCAAUGCCUGCAUAGGUGGCAAAAGGUUUUAAAUCCUGAACUUGUUAAAGGUCCAUGGUCUAAAGAGGAAGAUGACAUAAUUAUUGAAUUGGUGAAUAAAAAUGGGGCUAAAAAGUGGUCAUCUCUUGCACGACAUUUACCUGGACGUAUUGGUAAGCAAUGUCGAGAAAGGUGGGUUAAUCAUCUUGAUCCUACUAUAAAAAAGGAAGCAUGGACUCAGGAAGAGGAGUUGGCUCUAAUACAUUAUCAUCAGAUAUUUGGGAACAAAUGGGCCGAGUUGUCAAAGUACAUUCCUGGAAGGACAGACAAUGCUAUUAAAAAUCACUGGAACAGUUCUGUCAAAAAGAAAUUGGAUUCUUAUUUGACAUCUGGUGUGCUUAAUCAGUUUGAGCCUGUACCUCAUGUUGGAAAUUCAAAUCAAUCAACAAGGUUGCAGUGUAGUGGAGAUGAUAACUGUUCCAAAGGGAUUAAAAGAGAAGAGAUUUCGGAGUCCAGCCAAGGUUCAGCUAAUGCUGUUUGCUUUCCGUCUGCUAGAGGAAUGAGCAGUACUGAAUUACAAACUGGAGAGGCGACUUGUAGGCCAAAUGAAGAAUGUAAUCUUCGAAAGGAUCAUAGUCCAAGUCAAGCAUCUUAUUCAGAGCCAUAUUAUGUAUCAAUUGAUGAUGUUAGUAUAUGCAUUCCUGAAAUUUCUCACCAAGAGGCAUGCACUUCUCAGUUCAUUGAGCAACAAUCACAUGAACUGGGAAAUUCCAUAACUGGGGAUCGUCAUUUCAAUUUACAUUCCUUACCCAAUGUUUCAUCAAUGGUCGUGGGGCAGGAUUCCUCACAGUUGCAUAGAGAUUGUGUAGCUUCUAGUGAAAUCUGUGACAUGGUAAAUGUUCCAUUUCGGCCUUCAAAGGCGUUGGGUGCUUCAACUUCCAUGGUGCCUGCAUCUUUGGGUUCUCUUAAACCAGAGCAUGUGUUGAUAUCUGAUGAUGAAUGUUGCAGAGUUCUGUUUUCAGAUUCAAUAAAUGAUGGGUCUUUUCCCCCUGUAGAUUAUAUUAAAGGUGAAGAAACAGUUAAAUUUUCUGGAUGUACUUCAUUUCGUUGCCAAUCUUGUAAUAUCCAGAUAUCUGAAACUGGUGGAUCCUCAACUCCUCAUCUAACUUGUCCUCGGUGUUCUAAUAAUUAUCAAGGAACUUCAUCCUCCCUGUCUAAUCCUCCAGUACUUUCUGCACGUGAUGAUAGGGAGGGGCCAACUGCCAAUGACAAUCAUUUAUAUGGGGAAGACGGUCAGCAGUUGGUCUCCACAGCACCUGCUAACCUCACUCAUGUCAAUUACAUAUCCAGUUCUCCCUGUGUGGAUGGUAUGGGUACUGUAGUAAUGGAAGAACCACGUGAGGAAAACACAAAUGUGCAUACAGAAAAGGAGGACUCAGGAUCUCUAUGUUAUGAACCUCCCCGUUUUCCAAGUUUGGAUAUUCCUUUCUUCAGCUGUGAUCUUGUACAAUCUGGGAGUGAUAUGCAGCAAGAGUUUAGUCCCUUGGGAAUCCGCCAAUUUAUGAUGUCUUCUAUGAAUUGUCUUACUCCUUUUAAGUUGUGGGACUCACCCUCUCAUGGUGAUAGUCCUGAUGCAUUGUUAAAAAGUGCUGCUAAAACUUUUACAGGUACACCAUCCAUAUUAAAGAAACGGCACCGAGAUUUGUUGUCACCACUCUCAGAUAAAAGAGUUGAAAAGAAACUUGGGACUGACAUGACUACCUUCACCAACAACAUUUGCAGUUUGGAUGUCAUGUUCGAUGACAAUGAGACUCAGGAAACGGAUAUCCCUUCAUUGCAAAAACAGAACAGUAGUGCAUGUGUUGAUGAUGAUAAUAAAGAAAAUUGCGGACAAGCUUAUAAGCCAACUAAGUAUGGAAUUAUCGAUGAAAAGAACUCCUAUAAAGAUACUGUAGACAAUUCUCAGCCUAAUGUGAAUCAACAGCGGCUAAUGGUUGAUGCCUCAGCUGCUGCCAUUGAACAAGAACCUUCUGGAGUUUUGGUCGAACAUGAUGUGAAUGACUUGACGCUGUCUCCUGAUCAAGUUGGUUUAAAAUCAAACAGAGGUCUUGUUACAAGUACUAAAACACCCAAAAGCAUGAACAGAACCUUGGAAGAAGUUCCCAAUCAGAACGGCCAUUUGAAAUUAUCUUCUAAAAAUCCAUGCUCAAGGAUUAAUUCUAAUUCUCCUUGUGUUCGUGCAAAGGAGCAUGAAAACCUUUCUGUUGCUGUUACUCGUGUACAAGCUCCAGCGGACAAUUCAGGGGAACAAACCAGAAAGGAUGGUGGUUUUGAAACAUGUAGCAUAUUUGGUGGAACACCUUUUAGGAAAGGCCUUGAAUCACCUUCCGCAUGGAAAUCUCCUUGGUUUUUCAACGCUUUUCUAUCUAGCCCCAGACUUGAUAACGAACUUACAGUUGAGGAUUUUGGGUAUUUAAUGAGCCCAGGUGAUAGAAGCUAUGAUGCAAUAGGGUUGUUAAAACAGAUCAGUGAACAUACUGCUGCUACAUAUGCCAAUGCUCAAGAGGUUUUGGUAAAUGAAACUCCCAAGGCAUUACAGAAAGAUGCAUCUGGAAACGACAAGGAUAACUGCCAUGGUUCUCCCAAUCAGCCUGGGAACCAUUCUCAAUUGGCUUCAAAUGCAUUGAUAGAGCGACGUACACUUGACUUUAGCGAAUGUGGAACACCAAGCAAGGGUGAUGACAACAAAUCCUCAGCUAUAAGUUCCAAAAGCCCUUCUUCGUAUCUGUUGAAAGGUUGUAGAUGAUUGUCAAAUAUGGAUAAAACCUGUAUUUGCAUAUAUAUAUAUAUAUGUGUGUGUUACAAAUAUAUGUAUAGUAUUCCAUUUCUAUGAAUAGUUUUUCUGUAAGCAAUGAAGCACCUCGGCGAUCAAAGCUGAUUGAAAUAAAUAUCUUCCUUUCAUUCA
Molecule: messenger RNA, 3511 nt
Organism: Vigna angularis (adzuki bean)
Lineage: Eukaryota; Viridiplantae; Streptophyta; Magnoliopsida; Fabales; Fabaceae
Product: transcription factor MYB3R-1
Exons: 12
Coding region: 350-3352 (1000 amino acids)
Biological process (GO): regulation of DNA-templated transcription
Cellular component (GO): nucleus
Molecular function (GO): DNA-binding transcription factor activity, RNA polymerase II-specific; RNA polymerase II cis-regulatory region sequence-specific DNA binding
Source: RefSeq, a predicted model, not a curated record